Prorocentrum cordatum is the source of this 561-nucleotide messenger RNA. The record is from the annotation of a GenBank genome assembly. Lineage: Eukaryota; Dinophyceae; Prorocentrales; Prorocentraceae.
AUGGACGGGGCGGAGCUCUUCCUCAUCAACGCGGUUUAUUUCCUCGGCAGGAUCGAGCAGAUCAACCUCGCCAUUGGCAGCUUCCUGUUGAAGGCCAUGCUGGUGAUGCUCUGUUCCCUCGGCUCCGCGCCAGUCCCGAGCCCCUGCAUGGUGUUGCUCGCCACGAUGCCGACCAGCCCCAAAGUCCUGAUGACCAGCAGUUCUGGUCUUAUUGUCGGAAUUGGCUGGAUCGUGGACCGUGGGGUGACCAGUGUCAACAUCACCAGAGACUCGGUCGUGUCGGCCAUCGUCGACAGGAUUCUGGGCGAUAGUCUCGAUCUCGAGCACUUGCAUGCAGGGGAAGGUGCAGCUCAAGACGAUCUCGCCUUGGGGUGGACGGCUCCUGAAGAGGACAACUCUCAUUCACAGGGAGGAGCAAGUUCCACCGCCUGGAGCCGGAGUGCGGCGACGAGAGUGCCUGGGGUGACGGGGCAGCCGCCUGGACCUCCAGUUGGAAUUUGCACACAUCGGCAAGCGCGUGUGUUGACUUGGUGGUGCUGGCGAGGAAGAAGAAGAAGGAGA